AUGGAGCGCGGCCCGCGGCCGGCGCGGCCCAUUCUGUCGCGGGAGCCGUCGCGCCGGCAGCAGCGCAGCCGCAAGGUGCCCGAGCCGCUGCGGCGCGCGAUCGCGGAGUGCACGCAGCCGCAUGCGGCGCCGCUGGAAACGGCGGCUUGCCACCCCGUCCGCACGCUAGAGGACUACCUGGGCGAUGCGGCAACGGUGGACAUGGCGUACAAUGCACUGCUGGACCAUGCCAUGGUCGAGAAGGGGCGCAGUCCCCAUGUGAUCAUGAAGGUCGUGGCUCUGCUCAAGAAGUAUCUCUUCCGGUACCACUCUCCUCUCCUCACCCACCCUUCCUCAUCGUCUCGCCUUCUCCUAUUCUCGCCUUCUCGUUAUCAUCAUCUCAUACUCUCCUUUUCCUCGCUCGCGUGCACGCGGGCAACAGCUACAUGCUCUUUUCGUCCGCGCAUCUGUGUGUCUUCCCCUACCCUGCUUCCUCCCUCCUUUCUCCCCAACCUUACAAACCCCAGCCUCCGUUUCUCCCAUCUUUACUUCCUGCUAACCACCCUUCCCCACCCGCCACUCCCCCAUAUGCCCCUCGCUGCCACACCCCCCUCAUGCCCUCCCUUGCCCGACCUCAUGCCCCCUCCCUCCACUCUGCAACUACGGCCCGGCGAUUUCAAGAGUGGAGCACAUAGACGCCUCCCAUGCGGUCAUCAUAGCAGAUUUUCGAAUCGAAUCAAAAGAACAGCAUACCCCCUCCCCCCUCCUCCCUCCCCCCUCCUACCUCCCCUUUCCUCCCUCCCCCUUUCCCCCUCCUCCCUCCCCCCUCCUCCCUCCCCCUUCCCCCCUCUUCCCUCCCCCGCCCUGCAGCUACGGCCCGGCAAUAUCCACAUUGGAGCACAUAGACGGCUUCUGUGCGGACGUGAUAGCGGAGCUUAA
Closterium sp. Naga37s-1 is the source of this 918-nucleotide messenger RNA. Lineage: Eukaryota; Viridiplantae; Streptophyta; Zygnematophyceae; Desmidiales; Closteriaceae. The record is from the annotation of a GenBank genome assembly.